AUGUCAAUCCCUCACGAGGAAAUCGAUAGCGUACUGGAUCACAUCCUCCCUCACAUCCAGCGACAUAACAAAACACAAGAUCCAAAAGGGCCAUUCGUCCUCGGUCUCACUGGCUUGCAAGGAAGCGGUAAAUCAACAUGGACCGAUGCUCUAGUGAAAGCAUUGAGCGAGCAACACCACUACAACGCAAUCAACAUCUCUCUAGACGACCUAUAUCUUGACCAUGACGAUUUGCUCCAACUGCGAUUGUCAAAUCCUUCCAAUAAACUUCUCCAAACGCGAGGACAGCCUGGUACACACGACAUAGCUCUCGCCGUGGACUUUUUCGAAAGCCUCAAACACCAAUCAGGCGAUAUCCGCAUCCCCUCCUUCGAAAAGAGCAAAUUCAACGGCGAAGGCGGCCGAGCACCACAGGAGUCAUGGCGUCACCUCCCUGCCGGGACAAGGGUUGAUGUUGUUAUCUUUGAAGGCUGGUGUGUGGGAUUCCAGCCACUUGGUGAUAACAUGGUUCGGCAGCGCUGGGAUGAAAGCAGCCUGAAACAACCUGCCACAGAGUUCCCAACAGAGACCCUGAGGGAGCAUGCAGUUGAGCAUCUUUGGGGGGUCAACGCCAAUCUUCGACGGUAUUGUGAAUUGUUCAUGGGACCACGGCAUUUUGAUUAUCUGGUUCAUCUUGAUACCGAUGAGCUGGGUAAUGUCUACCAAUGGCGGAUUCAGCAAGAACAUGCUCUCCGUGCGAGGAGGAAUGAUGGCAUGACGGAUGAAGAGAUCGUUCGCUUUGUUAAAGGGUAUAUGCCUGCGUAUGAGCUAUAUCUCGAUCAAAUGCGGCAGGGCUUUUUCCACGAUGCAGUUGGUGCUAAUGGCAAGGGGCAGCUGCGUGUUAUUUUGAAUCGAGAGAGGAAGAUAGUUAAUACGGUUGUCUAUCGGUGA
Molecule: messenger RNA, 930 nt
Organism: Penicillium alfredii
Lineage: Eukaryota; Fungi; Ascomycota; Eurotiomycetes; Eurotiales; Aspergillaceae
Exons: 1
Coding region: 1-930 (309 amino acids)
Cellular component (GO): cytoplasm
Source: RefSeq, a predicted model, not a curated record